Molecule: messenger RNA, 3586 nt
Organism: Nilaparvata lugens (brown planthopper)
Lineage: Eukaryota; Metazoa; Arthropoda; Insecta; Hemiptera; Delphacidae
Product: nucleolar protein 8-like
Exons: 8
Coding region: 249-2246 (665 amino acids)
Molecular function (GO): RNA binding
Source: RefSeq, a predicted model, not a curated record
UAAGUUCUUAUUAUAUACCAUGCCCAUGCUAAUUUGAUAUUUUAUCUAAAAAUCAGAAGGUUUUCCUGUCUAAUCAUUUAAUAAUAAAGUGGUGAUUGAUAAGCAUUCUAUUUUAUUAACUUUUCUAAAAUGGUUGAAUUGUAUUAUUGAUCUAAGGUGACUGACGUUUGUUAUAAAUUAAUUUUUAGGUUAUACUUAUAACAGCAUGCAUCGCAUGUCAAUAAAAGUGAUUUCUGUAAGAAAGUAAGAUGGAGGUAGAACGAAGAUUGUACAUAGGAAAUUUGCCAUCUGGUGUAGACGAAAAUUUAAUCAAGAAUAGAUUUUCAAAAUAUGGAAAAGUUCUUGGUGUUGAGUUGAAGCAGAGAAAGACAAAUGAUGGUUCCCAGGAGGAUGAAAUCCUUUCAACAUUUGCAUUUAUUGACAUAUCAGCAAAAAAGGAAAAGCUGGACAGUUGCCUCAAAAAACUGUCAAGAAAAAAAUGGGAUGGACAACUAAUUAAAAUAGAUUUUGCUAAAGAGAGUGUAUUGAGUAGAUUAGAAAGGGAGAGAAAAGAGUUGUCUUCUGCAAAUAAUACAAAAAAUACUACUAAAGAGAUGAACAAAGAUGUAUCUGUAUCUCCAGCUCUUUUGAACGGUAAUAGCAAAUGGUUUGGAAGCUCCGCUCGUAAUUAUAAUGGAGAAAAAUUCGAAGAGGAACAUAAACAAAAAAAUAAAAGGAAACUUGAAAGUGACAACACACAAAUUAAUGAAAAGAUGAAGAAAUAUUCUGAAUCAAAAACGGUGGAAAAUGGCGUGAAUGAUGUGGCUGUGAAAUCGUCCAGUUUUCAAGAGAAUCUCACUCCAGAACAGAGGAGAUUGAAAUCUUUGGAAGAGAAAAUGAAGAUGGUUUCUGAUAGGAAGCUUGCUGUGAAAGCUGCAUUAUCAUCUGUCGAUGCUGGUAACAGGAAAAAUAAGAUCAUCUUCAAAGACGAUGAUGACGAGGAGGAUGAUGAUGAUGAUGAUGAGGGAAAUGAUUUCAACGAACCAGAGAAUAAAACGCACACAACCAACCUUGGAAAAGCACCAGAUAUUCCAGACCCAUCGAACAAGGAACGCCAUAAUUUGUUUGAUGACUCCGGGGAUUCUGAUGAAGAAACAUCAAUUUCAAGGUUCGAAGUAAAAGAGCAUUUCGAUGGUAAAAAAGGCCAAAAGUUGUUGAAGCUGCAGUCGAGGUUCGGAAAUGAUUCAAGAUUUGCUCUCGAUCAACGAUUUGCUGAAAGUAGUAGUAGUGAGGACGAUGACGAUGACGAUGGAGACAAGGAUGAAGGAGAAGAGAAGGAGGAGGAUGGUGAGAGUGAGAGCAAGGCGAAAAGGAAGAAAAGUGACGCUGAAGAAGAGAGCGGUAAGAUGCAUGUGGAUGAUAGGGAUGAUGACGAAGUCAAGAGGCAGUUGGAAAUUCUGCAGAACGUUGUUGGUCACCAAAUCAUCAGACCACCACCGGCAGACGACGCAAAACCCAAAAAACAAAAACCUGGAGCUGAUAAGAAGCGGAAUCAACUGUGUGUUAGAUUCGAUCCAACAAUGGCCGAACAUGAAAAGUUCAUCGUCAAGCCUCCACCGCCUGGAUCAGAAGAAGAAACUAAAGUUAGUAAGAAGAAGAAAAAGAAUAAGAAUGCGGAAGAAAGUGAUGAAAAGGAGCCUGAAGUAGAUAAAUCGGAGGCCGAAUCCAGCACAGCGGUCAAUAGUGUUGAAGUCUCCAAAGAAACCUAUUACGAAGUCGCCAGUGAUUUGAAAGAGAGACUCAAGUCCAGUGGAACUGGUUUCAGUUUGAGCCAACUAUUUAGCUCAGAUGCCAAAAGUAAAAACGAUAUUGAGGAUGAUGAUUGGGUUCAAUCCAGAGAUAAAUCUAAGGAGGGAGCUUCCAUCAGCAAUAAGCAAUCAGUUGGUGCUCAGGAGAACAACGAUAGAGUUAGCGAAAAAACGACCUCACAAAAUAAAACAAGCGGUUUGUCCAAACUAUGGAAGGAGUCAUUUUUCUUCAAGGACAACGAUGAUAGACUCAAAGAAGGAGCCGAUUUCUUCAUGCGAAAUCGUGGUCAGGAUGCCAGUAAAAACUUCAGCGAUAGAAGGCAGGAGCUGAAGCUCAUAGUCAAAAGUAAAAUGAAAAGGAGUAUGAGAAAAGAUAGAAUGUUCAAGAAGAAAAUUGGCGGAGGAUUCCCUUCUAAAACCAAAAAUUUUAGUAGAAAAAGAGUGGGUAGAUUUACAUAAUUUUUGCAAUAAUUCUGGUAUUUCAUGAAACUAGAUUAUGAGUUGACAAUUCCGCAUAAAUCAAACUGAUCAGGGAUUUUUGUGUUCAGUAAGCCAUUUUUCAUCAAGCAUAGCGAGAUCUUAUUCAAGACUUGAGGCAUGUGACGUUGUCCGAUGUAUAAUAACAAUCUUACUAUCAAGAUCAAGGUCAAUAACUUGAAGGCUGUGCAAAGGCUAAAAAUAAACUUUCUUCUGGUGAUAUUUUUCAAAGAUUUUCGAUUUGUAUAUCAUCAAGGUAUCAAAAUGAGAAAGUUUUGUCAGGAAAACAUUUUUUUCCGAUCAUUACGUUUUUUAGAUAUGAGCGCCUAAAGUUUAAAUUUUUGGGACAGAACAUUUCAAAUUCGGUAAGAGAUAAAUCAAUGUGAUUUGAAGGAUUGAUUCUCCAUAGUAUUUUUGAUCUAGUAAAAUGAAAAUUAGUAAAAAAACAUCUAGUAAAAAAGUUAUUCAAUUCACUAAAAAUGGCCAAAAAUAACUUUUUGUUGAGUUAUUUUUGGUAAAUUGUAUAACUUUAUCAAAAAUUUACAUUAUCAGAAAAUUCUCAUUUCACUAGAUCUACAAUACCAUGAAGAAUCAAUCCUCCAAAACUCAUGGAUUUAUCUCUUACCGAAUUUGAAAUGCUCUGUUCCAAAAAUUUAAACUUUAGGCGCUCAUAUCUCAAAAAGUAAUGAUCGGAAAAAAAAUGUUUUCCUGAGAAAACUUUUUCAUUUUGAUAGCUUGAUGAUAUACAAAUCGAAAAACUUUGAAAAAUAUCACCAGUAGAAAGAUUAUUUUUAGCCUUUGCACAGCCUUAAAUUUACUUCUUCUUAAAACCUCUAUAUUGAUCAGUUAGUUGAGGAACAAGUUGACUCUCUCUAUAGUAUUUUUUGGAGGAUGUCUGAGAAAUAUUGAGUCCAUAAAGAUAGUCUUAGUUUCCAAGAAGUUAAGACCUACUGACUAGAACCAGCAGUAAUUUUACAAUCCAAAAUUAGCAGUUUGCCAUUUAGUUCUUGUAACUCAAUUGUUAUUGCAUUAAAGACUUGAUUUUGAUACAUUUCUUACUCGAAAUACCAAAUUGUAUUCAUUCGUACCAAUUUUUAUUCUUAUCUCUAGCAAGAUCAACUGAUCAGUUCAUCAAGUUUUUAUUGGUGACUUGCAGGUUUUAAAUUUUCUGUUUUGAUACUCAAAAUAAUUACUGAAAUUUCAGUCAUUUUGGUGUGAACGACUUCGUAUAACUUCAUCAAUUCCAAUGUUUCUUGAAGUUACCUUAUACUGUAAAUCAUUUACUGAUUGUGGAUAAGUUUUUUAAAUUGAAAUAUUUUUUG